AUGACAUUCGACACUUUUGAAGAGACCACAGAUGUGGUCAUCUGUGGAUGUGGCCCUACUGGAGCUAUGCUUUCAGUCCUUCUGGGGCAAUUCGGGGUCCCGAAUGUGACGCUGGAACGAGAGCGCGAAAUCACUUCUGAUCCCCGAGGCAUCGCUCUCGACGAAGAAGGUGUUCGCUUCUUACAGGCGUGUGGUAUAUACGACAAGGUCUUUACAGACAUUGGUCAAUGCAAGCCUCCCAUGAUUUCAGGCAUGGGAAACUUCAGAUUCAUUUCCGGAGUCCACUACGACCUCUACAAACCCCCAUUUAUGGUCAUGAACUACAACACUACCGAAGGCGGCACUGGGCACCCAGGGUUCGUCUGCCACAAGCAGCCCGCAAUCGAGAAACAUCUUAGAUCACAGAUUGAAAACCUGAAGAGCUCGGAUCUUCGGGUAGGCUGCAAUGUUACCUCCAUCCACGAAGAUCGCAGCUGGGUGUACGUAUCGUACGUGGAUGCAAAUGGUAUAGAGAAGCAGAUCCGCAGCAAAUUCCUUGUGGGCGCAGAUGGCAAGACUGGUUUUACAAGAAAGAACUACCUUGAGCCCCGUGGCGUGCAGCUCCUGCAGGUUUCUCAAAUGUCCUAUGAGGAGACUUGGGUCGCUUUGAACUGGGAAGUUGCGCUCCCAACUCCGGAGGCCCAUCCUGCGUUCCCGCUCUGGUCCAAAGGCUACACACCUCAACAAGUAUACGAUUCCUUCUUUCCGGUCGAGUUCAGGUUUCUGUGCAAUCCCGAGCGCGCAGCUAUUUGCAGCCGCUUUGGCCUGCCCCGGGACAGACUCUGGCGGUUCGAAUACGUGGUGCUUCCAGGAGAGGAUGGACAUGCGAUGUCCAGCCCCGAAAAGAUGCGCGAGAUUGUCUAUCCCUAUAUCACUCAUCGGGGAAGCAAGUACGGACUCGAUACGGAGGACAUCACCUACCCGGAAGACUGCAUCAAGGUGUUGCGCUGCCGGCCGUUCAAAUUCUCAGCCAGGAGCUGCAACGUAUGGGCAAAGGACCGGGUUGCACUCUGCGGGGAUGCGGCUCAUGUGUUCCCUCCCUUUGGCGGCCAGGGAAUCGCGUCAGGCUUUCGGGAUGCCAUAUCCCUUGCUUGGCGCCUGGCGCUGAUAACCCACAAUCCGGCUCUAGCAGCUGACUCGUCGAGAUUCGGCAAGAUUCUUGAGGGCUGGUACAUGGAGAGGAAGCAGCAGUUCGACAAGUCUCUUGCGUCGACAAUUGAGAAUGGCAACUAUGUUACGGAAACCAAUGCGGCCAAAAUCUUCUUUCGAGAAUGGUACCUUUGGGCCAUUCAAUUGGUACCAAGUUGGAAACAUCACCUCGAGCUAGGGAAUCGACGCGAAGGCAUGGCGAGAUACGAAUGGCUUCCUGGAACAGGUAUGGCCUUUCUUCCAGAUUUGGGUGGAGGGAGAACAUUCCCCCAAGUGUAUUGUGUAGCCGUACAACAGACGCCUGAGACAAAAGCGGUCAAGUUCACAGAUGAUGUGAUAUUCGCGCCGCACAAGACGGGCUUAUUCCAAAUUGUUUCAAUCUUGGAAUCUAUUCGAGAUCUGGCCAAGGCAAGAGAAAGCGUGCGGGGCGUAAACAAGAUCUCGAAGGGGCUAGUCAGGGAGGAAGAAACAACAUUCAUUCUCAAUGUCGCAAAUGCCGACUUGCAACCGAACAAUAUUGGCACCGAAUUAGUCUACCGUCUUGCAACUGGUGAAGAGUUCGUUGAACAGAAGACACUUUGCGAGGGCCGCCCACAACCACAGUACUACGACCCAUAUCGGUUGGCAAGAGAGGUUGGCGGCAAGGCUUUGGUGGUAUUGAGACCAGAUCGGGUAGUGUUCGCCUUGUGUGACGACGGGGACCAGCUCCGGUCUGCUGUCAAUGCCAUCCAUGCAUUCUAG
Thyridium curvatum is the source of this 1929-nucleotide messenger RNA. RefSeq lists its product as uncharacterized. The record is from RefSeq and is a predicted model, not a curated record. Gene Ontology annotation, biological process: 3-(3-hydroxy)phenylpropionate catabolic process. The coding region runs from base 1 to 1929 and encodes 642 amino acids. NCBI's taxonomy places the organism in Eukaryota, Fungi, Ascomycota, Sordariomycetes, Thyridiales, Thyridiaceae. The transcript is spliced from 3 exons. Gene Ontology annotation, molecular function: 3-(3-hydroxyphenyl)propionate hydroxylase activity; FAD binding.